AUGGGGGAUAGGCAACGAUUGAGUGAAGAACAUCCCUUGCAAGUAGCUCGUUGUACUAAGAUUAUAAAGGGGAAUGCUGCCUCUGCAACGGAGGGAGAGGAUGGUGGUGAUGAACAAAUAAAUCCAACCUCAACUAGCAAUAAUAGCAAUGCAGAAAAUGCAGAGGAAGAUGAGGAAGAUAAUAAAUACGUAAUCAAUUUGAAACAAAUUGCAAAAUUCGUUGUCGGGUUGGGGGAACGUGUAUCUCCAACUGAUAUCGAAGAAGGUAUGAGAGUUGGUGUGGAUAGAUCUAAGUAUCAUAUUGAACUACCCUUACCUCCAAGGAUUGACCCAUCUGUUACUAUGAUGACAGUGGAAGAGAAACCUGAUAUUACAUAUUCGGACGUAGGUGGUUGUAAAGAUCAAAUUGAAAAACUAAGAGAAGUCGUGGAAUUACCAUUAUUAUCUCCUGAACGAUUCGCUACAUUAGGUAUUGAUCCACCAAAGGGGAUUCUACUUUAUGGUCCACCUGGUACGGGGAAGACUCUUUGUGCCAGAGCAGUGGCAAAUAGAACAGAUGCAACUUUCAUAAGAGUCAUUGGUUCAGAAUUAGUACAAAAAUAUGUUGGUGAAGGUGCUCGUAUGGUUAGAGAAUUGUUUGAAAUGGCACGUACAAAGAAAGCUUGUAUCAUCUUCUUUGAUGAAAUUGAUGCCAUUGGUGGUGCUCGUUUUGAUGAUGGGGCAGGUGGUGAUAAUGAAGUGCAAAGAACUAUGUUAGAAUUGAUCACACAAUUAGAUGGGUUUGAUCCUCGUGGUAAUAUUAAAGUGAUGUUUGCAACAAAUAGACCAAAUACAUUAGAUCCUGCUUUGUUAAGACCUGGUAGAAUUGAUCGUAAAGUUGAAUUUUCAUUACCUGAUCUAGAGGGUCGUGCCAAUAUUUUCCGUAUCCAUUCUAAAUCAAUGAGUGUGGAGCGUGGUAUUAGAUGGGAAUUGAUUUCAAGAUUAUGUCCAAAUUCGACUGGUGCUGAAUUAAGAUCAGUAUGUACAGAAGCUGGUAUGUUUGCUAUCAGAGCUAGAAGGAAAGUUGCAUCUGAAAAGGAUUUCUUAAAAGCAGUGGAGAAAGUUAUUAACGGUUAUAAGAAGUUUAGUUCCACUUCACGUUAUAUGCAAUAUAAUUAG
Messenger RNA from Naumovozyma dairenensis CBS 421, 1158 nucleotides. It is a transcript of the gene RPT1, whose product is annotated as proteasome regulatory particle base subunit RPT1. The transcript has a single exon. The record is from RefSeq and is a predicted model, not a curated record. The coding region runs from base 1 to 1158 and encodes 385 amino acids. NCBI's taxonomy places the organism in Eukaryota, Fungi, Ascomycota, Saccharomycetes, Saccharomycetales, Saccharomycetaceae. Gene Ontology annotation, molecular function: ATP hydrolysis activity; proteasome-activating activity; ATP binding. Gene Ontology annotation, cellular component: proteasome regulatory particle, base subcomplex. Gene Ontology annotation, biological process: proteasome-mediated ubiquitin-dependent protein catabolic process.